UAAACAGAUUUAUUUGACACCAGCGUAUGAAUCAUGAGCCACUGUUCGAACAGCCUGGCUCCUGCUCGCAGCUUCGGCACAGUCUGCAGCCCACUGCAGCCCACUUCUUCUUUAACGCAGAUGUUCAGCAUGUUGGACACCGCUGCGGAGCAAAUGAUGGUCCACAAAGACUUCCGGGCAGCUUUUGAAACAUGCAACACAGGCCUGGAGAGUUGUGCCAACAUGGAGCAAGAGGACAGCAGAUGUGGAGAUGUUAAGGCUGGCUUCUGCAUCUUAGGGAUUCAAGCACUGGCUGAGCUGAAUCAGUGGCAUGGUGUCUUCUCCUGGGUCCUUCAGCAGUACGAGUACCAGGAGGAAAUACCAGCUAAAAUAAUGCAGAUGUGCAUACUUCUUUAUUCCAAGGUGGGAGAACCGGCCGCGAUGCAGGAGGCCGCCAGAGUUUGGUUGCACUGCCCAUCCAACAGCAGAGCAACGGGGUUCAGGACGGUGGCGGAGCUCUACCUCCUGCACGUCCUCGUGCCUCUUGGACACAGAGAUGAGGCCGUGGAGCUGAUCACCGGUGAGGUUGGAAGCGCCGCGUUCACCGAAGAACAGAAGCAGACGGCACUGGAUGUUGUCGAAGAAAAAGAGCAACAGGAUAAAGAACCGCCUCUAAAUCCCGCCAUCGAUCCAAACUCGGAGAUCACGGCACGGCCUGUCUCUACUCGAGGAUCUGUAAUGCGUAAACUUGAAGCCAUGCUCAGGUUUUUGUAUAGAAACGCGUUGAUGGUCGGCUCCGGCUCGUUCCCUCUCCGGAGAGUCUUUCUGGCGGCCGUUCUUCUCUACAUGCUUUCUUUACACAUGGAUCCAGCUCUUCCAUCUUCAUUCAUGUGGAUUUCUAAACUUCUCAAACUGCUCAGACAGAUGUGGACUACCAUGUUUGCGCCGUACUAUCAGGCUCUCACUCAGAAACAGUGAAGGACUGAACAUCACAACAUUUUUCCCGCAUCAUUUUUGAUUAAAUUUGACUUCUUUGUGUUGGUAAGAGAAUAUGGUUUAGUCCCUUUUUCAAAAAAUGUCAUCAAAUGAACACUAGAUAUAUUAAUUACUUAUUUUUACUCUGAAUAAAUACAUUUCCACCAAUUUUUACUGUUUUCUGAGUCAAAUCAUAAGUAUGCUUUUGUAUGAUUGUAAUGUACAACUGGCAUUUUUGUAUUAUUAUAUAUAGUAUUACAUAUUUUAAGAUGUUUUCAUU
Molecule: messenger RNA, 1234 nt
Organism: Pseudoliparis swirei
Lineage: Eukaryota; Metazoa; Chordata; Actinopteri; Perciformes; Liparidae
Gene: pex26
Product: peroxisomal biogenesis factor 26
Exons: 6
Coding region: 34-957 (307 amino acids)
Biological process (GO): protein import into peroxisome matrix; protein import into peroxisome membrane
Cellular component (GO): peroxisomal membrane; peroxisome
Molecular function (GO): protein-containing complex binding; ATPase binding
Source: RefSeq, a predicted model, not a curated record